Messenger RNA from Staurois parvus, 585 nucleotides. NCBI's taxonomy places the organism in Eukaryota, Metazoa, Chordata, Amphibia, Anura, Ranidae. The record is from the annotation of a GenBank genome assembly.
UCAUGCUGCUGCCAGGUCCAGAGUGUCUCAUGGGUCCCUGUACGGGCCUCCCAUUGCUGCUGUCGUCCAUCGCCACACUCUGCCAUGUGCCACUUUCAGGUCUCCUCACACUGCUGGUGGGUUCCAUUUUGUCAUAGGGUGCUGGCAGAUUACGGGCCUCCCAUUGCUGCUUGCCCGGCCCGUAAUCUGCCAUGGGCCCCUGUACCGCCUCCUCAUGCUGCUGCCAGGCCCGUAAUCUGCCAUGGGCCCCUGUACCGCCUCCUCAUGCUGCUGCCAGGCCCGUAAUCUGCCAUGGGCCCCCGUACCGACUCCUCAUGCUGCUGCCAGGCCCGUAAUCUGUCAUGGGCCCCUGUACCGCCUCCUCAUGCUGCUGCCAGGUCCAGAGUGUGUCAUGGGUCCCUGUACGGCCUCCCAUUGCUGCCGUCUCCAUCGCCACACUCUGCCAUGUGCCACUUUCAGGUCUCCUCACACUGCUGGUGGGUUCCAUUUUGUCAUAGGGUGCUGGCAGAUUACGGGCCUCCCAUUGCUGCUGCCAGGCCCGUAAUCUGCCAUGGGCCCCCGUACCGACUCCUCAUGCUGCUGCCA